Molecule: messenger RNA, 2008 nt
Organism: Chara braunii
Lineage: Eukaryota; Viridiplantae; Streptophyta; Charophyceae; Charales; Characeae
Source: the annotation of a GenBank genome assembly
GUUGACGAGCUAUUAACGGGAUAUCUUUCUUAUUCCCAACAGGAUAUAGAGAUGUCGGACGCGGAUGAAAUCGAGCGGGGCCCAACAGCUACGCCGGAGGAUUUCGUCAAGGUGAUCGAGAAAAGAAAGUUAGCACGACUGCAGGUACUGAAGGUUGACAUCUUCCUGUUUAAAGGGGAAAGGAUGUCUGAGUGGUUGGAAAUGUUCGAGCAAGUCACAAGCGAAGGGUUUGAGGCAGACAAAUUCAAAUUGCUGCCCAGAUAUGUCUGGUGGGAGAUUCGGCCUGAGAUAAUGAAGGUGGUUGCUGGAGCAGCAGGAGUUUGGGCGAGUUUCAAGGAGGAAAUGCAAAAGCGCUUCAAGCUGGGGGAUGGUCUGCUAACGAAGGCAGGCCUGGAAAUGUUACAUCGGAAUGAGUUCACCACUGUGGGCGCAUUCACGACGACUUUUGAGAAAAUGGCAAGGAACGUGUCUGGGAUGGUGGAAGAGGAGCAAUGCGCAACCUUACUAGGGCACUUCAUAAAUUGGGAGGCCUCUGCGCUAACCAAGAAGGGUGCGCCAGGGAAGAAGUUGACAUGGGCUGCUAUAAAAGAGAGUGUAAUAGAUAGGGAAUUGAACCAAGUAGACCUCUUCCAAAUGCGGCAGACAAGACAGAAGAGAAAGGUCUUGGACGCGACGACAAGUAACGGGCAGGAGCUUAAGAAAGUUGUGGAGGAGGUAGUGGCCCAACUUGAAGCUACGAAAGAAGUGAAUGCAGCCAAAAGGGUGCCUACAGCAGUGGUAGAUUGGACUGAGGUCCAAAGCUUUGGAAUCAAGGGGCAAUCAACUGAGGACCUCUUCAAGCAUCAGAAAAAGGAGGCAGAGUGGGAGAGAAGAUUGAAGGAUAUGGAGUCCAAGGUGGAGCGCCAGGUUCCUACUGCAGUGGUAGAUUGGACAGAGGUCCAAGGAUUUGAGAUCAGGAGUCAGCCUGCAGAAGAGCUCUUCGAGUACCGGAAGAAGGAAGAGAAGGCAGAUCAGCAAAAUGAUGAGGAGAUUCCCCUGUUAGACAAGAAGAUGUUAGAGCCCCAGAAGGAGUUAGAAGGAAAGGAAUCAGAGGCUAGAGAGUUUGAGUGGAGGAUGCCGACUGGUUUGACACUUGAGCAGGAGCCAGUGAGGAGGUUCGGGGAAGUGGGUCAGGACUUGAUUGAGGCUGAGCUCAGAGGGGAUCUAAAGGUUUGUCAGGAGUCCACCACACCUCAGGAUAUGCCUCUUGUUGCAGGUCUGGAGGAUGCAUUGGGGUCUUGGGCCACUGGAUCUCGGCCAGACGGGCGAGUCAGUGAGAAGGUGGCACAGACAGAUGACAGAGCAGCAUGUCCCACUCCUCCAGAGGUUCCACAGCAGGAGGUCACAAGUAAGGUUACGACAACCCCCUCAUUUGUGCCCUCACAGGAAGGAGGCAAGGUGGAACAGAAGAGGGUUGGAAGGUGCUUCUACUGCAAGAGAGGCAAACACGUACAGGAAGAGUGUCCCAAUAACCUCAAGGAUGAGGCAAAUGGCUUGUUUGUUUUGGAUUCAUCUGGGGUACGAAGGGAUAGGAACGGAAACCUGAUCCUGAAGACUCGUGAUGGGAUACGGGUGCAGUUGUAUAGGUAGCUGCCAGAGAGCAUGAGUGAUCAGGAGUAGGGUUCUUUGAUAGGGUCCGGAAAGGUCUAGUAUGUAUAGAACAUCUCUGACUCACUGACUGAUGGUUGGUUGUAUAUAGGAGUACAUAUGAAGGAUUGGAUCAUGCUCAUGUGCAUCAGUGACUUGAGUUGAUACUUAGAUGUGUAUCUUCGCCUUAUGGACUUCCUGACCUAACUGUAAAUAGGAGUGACUUCGACUGUAACUUUGACUCAUUUUGUUCAUCUUUUAUUGUCUUUCUUUUUUUUUGUAUAGUAUAGGAUGUCUUGUAGAUAAAACCUUUUGUGUAUAUUACGACUUUGUUCAUUCAGAGUGUGUGCUCAUGAGUUUACAGUAAAAGCAAUGUGAGACU